Messenger RNA from Abrus precatorius (Indian licorice), 1634 nucleotides. RefSeq names its product CBL-interacting serine/threonine-protein kinase 4-like. The record is from RefSeq and is a predicted model, not a curated record. The transcript has a single exon. Gene Ontology annotation, molecular function: protein kinase activity; ATP binding. NCBI's taxonomy places the organism in Eukaryota, Viridiplantae, Streptophyta, Magnoliopsida, Fabales, Fabaceae. Gene Ontology annotation, biological process: protein phosphorylation; signal transduction. The coding region runs from base 26 to 1312 and encodes 428 amino acids.
UGCUGUUGUUGUUACUCCCACAACAAUGGAACCUCGCCAACCGCCGUCACCCCCGCCACGCACCAUCCUCGGGAAGUACCAACUCACGCGCUUCUUAGGGCGCGGAAACUUCGCGAAGGUGUACCAGGCUCGUUCCCUGGUCGACGGUGCCACCGUGGCCGUUAAGGUCAUCGACAAAUCCAAAACUGUGGACGCAGCCAUGGAGCCCCGCAUCGUGCGCGAAAUCGAUGCCAUGCGCCGCCUCCACCACCACCCUAAUAUCCUCAAAAUCCACGAGGUCAUGGCCACCAAAACCAAGAUCUACCUCAUCGUCGACUACGCAGGCGGCGGCGAGCUCUUCUCCAAGCUCUCCCGCCGUGGAAGGUUGGCGGAAUCCCUGGCGCGGCGCUACUUCCAACAACUCGUCUCAGCGCUAUGCUUCUGCCAUCGCAACGGCGUGGCACACCGCGACCUCAAGCCGCAGAACCUCCUCCUCGACGCCGAUGGCAACCUCAAGGUCUCCGACUUCGGCCUCUCGGCACUGCCGGAGCAGCUCAAGAACGGCCUCCUCCACACCGCGUGCGGCACGCCGGCGUACACAGCACCGGAGAUCCUUCGCCGCUGCGGCUACGAUGGUUCUAAGGCCGACGCGUGGUCCUGCGGCGUCAUCCUCUACGUGCUCCUAGCCGGUCACCUUCCGUUCGACGACUCGAACAUUCCGGCGAUGUGCAAGAGGAUUUCCCGGCGGGAAUACCAGUUUCCGGCGUGGAUCUCGAAAGCGGCGCGAACCCUAAUUUACCAAUUACUUGACCCGAACCCUAAUAGGCGAAUGAGAUUGGAGAGUGUGGUGGAAAACGCGUGGUUUAAGAAAUCGCUGAGGGAGAAGGCAGAAGAGAGCGUUUUGGAGAGUGAUUUGUAUAAUAAGUGUUGUGACGGUUAUAAAUUGGGAAUGAACGCGUUUGAUAUAAUAUCGAUGUCGUCGGGGUUGGAUUUGAGAGGGUUGUUCGAAACGACGUCAGACAAGGGGAGGAGGAGGGAGAAGAGGUUUACUUCCGAUAAGAAGGUGGAUGUGGUUGAGGCUAAGGUCAAAGAGGUUGGCUUGAGUUUGGGGUUUAGGGUUGAGGUUGGAAAGAAUGGUGUGAUUGGGUUGGGGAAAGGGAAGGUGGCUCUUGUUGUUGAGGUGUUUGAGAUUGUGUCUCACUUGUUGUUGGUGGCUGUUAAAGUCGUUGAUGGUGGGUUGGAGUUUGAGGAGCUUCACUGGGAUCAUUGGAAACUUGGCCUUCAAGAUCUUGUUCUCUCUUGGCAUAAUAAUAAUGAAUCAUCAAUCCUGUGACUCUGCUUUGAUCCCCAAUUUUCAUUUCAUUUUAGGUGUUGUGCUCAUCAUGGAUCAGUUAGUUAUGUUGGUUUGUAAUGUUUAUUUAGGAUACAAUGUGAUGUUCACUUUUUGUACAGAACAAAGUUGAAUCCUGGCUAAUGUUAUCCUUUUGGAAUCAAUAAUUUUCGUCUCCUCUUGUUGUUGAUCUACUCCUUGGCGAAAAGGGUGUUUGAUUAUGCAAAAAACUUUUAUAUCUAAUUACUGUUAGAAUAACUUGUUUAAUAUAAAAAAGCUUAAAACACCCCUUAUGCAAAGAAGGUACAGGGAUGUUUGGGGAGUU